This is a messenger RNA of Oncorhynchus gorbuscha (pink salmon), 3332 nucleotides long. RefSeq names its product UDP-N-acetyl-alpha-D-galactosamine:polypeptide N-acetylgalactosaminyltransferase 1 (gene galnt1). The record is from RefSeq and is a predicted model, not a curated record. Bases 768 to 2441 code for a protein of 557 amino acids. NCBI's taxonomy places the organism in Eukaryota, Metazoa, Chordata, Actinopteri, Salmoniformes, Salmonidae. The transcript has 14 exons. Gene Ontology annotation, cellular component: Golgi apparatus.
UCAUAUCGGGAUCACAGUCAUUGGGUGCGAUGCUGCCUCUGGGUGCUCUGCAACCGACAGCCGCCCGACCGACUGCCGCAGGGGCUUUCUGAACCCGAGCCGAGUGCUGCCUACACACACAAGCUACCAGCUCUCAUACUCGGCAAAAUUUAUCUGCUAUCACGUACUGACCUAACAGUAUACGAUGUUUUCAAUGGACGCCGUUUCGCAGUUUUCGAACAUGGAAAUGACCUCUUCUUCUCGGAUUAUUUUUGGGGUACAACUGUGAUCUCUUCAUCACACAUCGACUGGAGCAGAGUCAGACACUCCAUUUGCUAGCGCAUGCGAACAUCCCGUCUUUGGCAGUUAGCUUGGUAACGUUAGUCGACGUGUCUAGCUUUCUGGAUGUUUAGUGUCCAUAAUACUGGAUUUAGUUUUCAGUUGCCCUUGGCAUCGAGCUAGUUUUAGAUUGGGUAUUGUUUUAAACACCAUUAUCUAGCUAAAGCUGGCUAGCUGCGUUUUAUAACAAGCAAGGGAGAUUUUGUUCGUCAAAGCACAUCUGACUGGUUCGAGAUCAGCAGGGGGUUCGUUGGGAUACGGAAUGCGACUCGCGAAAUAACCAAGCCUCGGCUACACAGGAGAAACCACAUACAUUUCUCCGUUUUCAUUCAAAAGGGAGCAUGUUUGAGUGACAAGCGAAGGAGGAAGUGGGAUCUCUGAAGCUCCUCCCCCUGCUGGUGGAGCCUCUGUACAUCUGGACCAGAGACCCAUUUACUCAGCAGGACAGGAUGCGGAGGUUUGCCUACUGUAAGGUGGUUCUGGCCACCUCCCUGGUGUGGGUGAUGUUGGACAUGUUCAUCCUGCUCUACUUCAGCGAGUGUAAUAAGUGUGAUGACAAGAGGGAGAGGGGCCUGCCAGGCAGGGACGAUACAGUAUUGCGUCCCAGGGAGGGUCCAGGAGAAGGAGGUAAACCUGUGGUGAUUUCUAAAGAGAACCAGGAGAAGAUGAAGGAGAUGUUUAAGAUCAACCAGUUUAACCUGAUGGCCUCGGAGAUGAUCGCAUUCAACAGAACCCUGCCUGAUGUCCGCCUGGAGGGCUGUAAGAAUAAGCUGUAUCCAGACGAUCUGCCUCGUACCAGUGUAGUGAUCGUGUUCCACAAUGAGGCCUGGUCCACUCUGCUGCGUACCGUCCGCUCUGUCAUCGACCGCUCCCCCAAGUCUCUGCUGGAGGAGGUGGUACUGGUGGACGAUGCUAGUGAGAGAGACUUCCUGAAGCGGCCGUUAGAGCAGUAUGUCAGGAGGAUGGAGGUUCCAGUCAGAGUGGUGAGGAUGGAACAGAGAUCUGGACUGAUCAGAGCUCGACUGAAAGGAGCCUCACUCUCUACCGGACAGGUGAUCACGUUUCUAGAUGCUCACUGUGAGUGCACCAUUGGCUGGCUGGAACCUCUACUGGCCCGCAUCAAACUAGACAGGAAAACGGUGGUGUGUCCCAUCAUCGACGUGAUCAGUGAUGACACGUUUGAGUACAUGGCUGGUUCUGACAUGACCUACGGAGGCUUCAACUGGAAGCUGAACUUCCGCUGGUACCCUGUACCCCAGAGAGAGAUGGACCGCCGCAAGGGAGACCGCACUCUGCCCGUCCGGACUCCUACCAUGGCCGGUGGGUUGUUUUCUAUAGACAGAGAUUAUUUCCAAGAGAUAGGGACAUAUGACGCAGGUAUGGACAUUUGGGGAGGAGAGAACUUGGAGAUCUCCUUUAGGAUCUGGCAGUGCGGGGGGACGUUGGAGAUCGUGACGUGUUCUCACGUGGGUCACGUGUUCCGGAAGGCCACGCCCUACACGUUUCCAGGGGGAACGGGUCAGAUCAUCAAUAAGAACAACAGACGCCUGGCUGAGGUCUGGAUGGACCAGUUCAAAAACUUCUUCUACAUCAUCUCCCCUGGUGUGACGAAGGUGGACUAUGGUGACAUCACGUCUCGCUCGUCUCUGAGACAGAAGCUGCAGUGUAAACCUUUCAGCUGGUACCUGGAGAACGUCUAUCCUGACUCCCAGAUACCACGACACUACUACUCACUGGGAGAGAUCCGUAACGUGGAGACUAACCAGUGUCUGGACAACAUGGCCCGGAAGGAGAACGAGAAAGUUGGCAUCUUCAACUGCCAUGGCAUGGGAGGAAACCAGGUGUUCAGCUACACGGCCAAUAAAGAGAUAAGGACAGAUGACCUGUGUCUAGACGUGUCCAAACUCAACGGUCCUGUCAUGAUGCUCAAGUGUCAUCACCUCAAAGGAAACCAGCUCUGGGAGUAUGACCCCAUGAAGUUGACCCUGAUCCACGUCAAUAGUAACCAGUGUCUGGACAAGGCCAGUGAGGAGGACAGCCAGGUGCCCAGCGUCAGAGACUGUACACACACUCGCUCUCAACAGUGGCUGCUGCGCAACGUCACGCUGCCUGAGAUCUUCUGACCGCCGCCUACACACACACACACACACACACACACACACACACACACUGACGGAGAGAGAGAGAGAGUGAGAGGAGGGAAGAGGAGGAGGGCUGAAGGGACAGUCCACGCUGAAUGGGAUGAAGCAGGGCCCUUCUAUGGUGUCUUGGAGAGGGAACAUGUUUGGACUCAAUGGAGGAGAGACUCAUAGUUUUAUGAAGAGAGACUGGUGAUGUUUUAAAGAGAGAGACUUGCUCCUGGAGAGACAUGUUGUUAAAGAGAGAGAGAGACUCACUGAGAGAACUUCCAUGGACAAGGCAGUCUCCCCAACGCUGCAAACUCAUCACUUAUGUUUACCUGUGUGUGUGUGUGUGUGUGUGUGUGUGUGUGUGUGUGUGUGUGUGUGUGUGUGUGUGUGUGUGUGUGUGUGUGUGUGUGUGUGUGUGUGUGUGUGUGUGUGUGUGUGUGUGUGUGUGUGUGUGUGUGUGUGUGUGUGUGUGUGUGUGUGUGUGUGUGUGUGUGUGUGUGUGUGUGUGUGUGUGUGUGUGUGUGUGUGUGCAAAUGCGUUCUCAAGUAAAGGUGGCUCAUUAGUGAAAACAUUUUUUUCUUUGAGUUUUGAAAUGAACUCUGUUGAACUCAUAUGAAGGAAGGGUGUGUGUGUGUGUUUGAGCGAGCAUGUGUGUACAUGUGUUGGGAUAUGCCCUCCUGUUGCAGUAUUGUAUGACUGUGCAUGUAUGAGGACAGCCCCAUAUAGCCGCACCUAGCAGUGUCUGUCUCCCUCUAGUGUUCCUCCCCUGAGUUGCAGCCUAAAGAGGGACUCAGAGAGAGGAGAUUUACAUUUACAUUUAAGUCAUUUAGCAGACGCUCCAGAUGGAGACAGAGAGGGAGGGGGGACACAGAGAGAGGAGAUGGA